Molecule: messenger RNA, 612 nt
Organism: Desarmillaria tabescens
Lineage: Eukaryota; Fungi; Basidiomycota; Agaricomycetes; Agaricales; Physalacriaceae
Exons: 1
Coding region: 23-571 (182 amino acids)
Source: RefSeq, a predicted model, not a curated record
GGAAAACGCUGGAGCUUUGAUCAUGAAGGGAGGGGUGCUGGCGUUCUUAGCUAAACUUUUGGGAGGACGACGGAUCCUCGAGAAAUUGAUGCAAGGACCAUCAAUCGUAGCCAAUACGUUCUACAAGGUUCAAGUACAUCUGCCCAACGAUACGCACUCUGAAUGUCUCCUUCAGGAUCAGGUAACGAUGGGAGAAGAACGAGCAGUCUACGGAUUCAUGGAACAGAUUGACGCAUAUCCUCGUUCGUUAAUCCCCACUGACGAACUUUUAACAAAAUACUUCCCGCCUUACUCGCAUGGUUGGACGGCUGACUGCUCAAACUUAAUUAUGGAUGUCCUCGACCGCAUCAGACAGAGGACAGCCGAAGUGCUCACAGAAGUCGGUUGGAAGGAAUAUAUCCAGAAGUACGCUAUCGACCACAGCCUGACUUAUGUCUAUCGAGUUACGCAAGACGACUCCAACUACGGGCAAUCCUUGCUACAGACCGCCUACCCUACGAGCUGGAAGAGGAUUAAGCUAGCUGAAAUCAUGCUGCCAGAGGUGUUUGUCGACUUUGAUGAUAUUGACUAAGGGGCCAUUACAGCGUGGGGGGGCUUUGGAACGGAAACAGG